Necator americanus (New World hookworm) is the source of this 351-nucleotide messenger RNA. RefSeq lists its product as uncharacterized. The record is from RefSeq and is a predicted model, not a curated record. The transcript has a single exon. The coding region runs from base 1 to 351 and encodes 116 amino acids. NCBI's taxonomy places the organism in Eukaryota, Metazoa, Nematoda, Chromadorea, Rhabditida, Ancylostomatidae.
AUGAUUUCGCUAGCUUUGUUCGUAUUCCAACAUGACGUCGAUUUCUCGCUUUUUUGCUCACCGCGAGCCUUGAGGAAUGGCGAGAAGGCGGAACUCAACUUUCCUCUGUUAGCGCCCGCAUGGUGUUGGUGGUUUAUUAGUGGUUUCGCCAGCAAUUUCCUCGCCUUCUACUCAGGGACAGAACUCUCGCAAGACCAACCCCGUCGACACGGUGCAAAUAGAGGCAUGCGCAUCGAUUCGACGUCUCCUCUUGAAGAGCAGUGGAAGAGGAGGGAAAGGGAGGGAGCGGAGGCGGGCGCCGAGCCACAGGCGACUGCUUCAAGACCCGCCCACUCUCGUGCUGUCGACUAG